UUGGAGAAUGUCAGUCAGUUCCUCCCUCCAGCAGAGCACCAGGACGCACGGAGCCGAGCCCGACGACAGCGCCGAGGAGGAGGAAUGGGAGAUCGGCGUCGGGGAUCUGAUCAUUGACCUGGACGCGGAUUUGGAGAAGGAUCGACAGACAUCGGAGAUGAAUCGCGUUUUGAGCGUUAAAAGCGCGGUCGAAGGUCGCGACGAGCGAUAUAAAUGCGCGACUGGUCGUGCAUUCGACGGCCUAAAAUCACGAGCAGCCGUUCCUCUGCAAGAAACCAAGAAAUUCAAGCUGAAACGGAGGAAUUCUAAUAAUGAUCGGUUUGCAUCGGUGGAGAUUGUGAGCGGAAUUCCUAAAGUAUGCGUCGGUAGCGGGAAACGCGGAGGCUAAGGACGCGAGAUAAUGAGUUCAGCACCGUCGCCGAAGGACAGCAGCCCGAAGCGGCACGGGCCCGCGAGACCUAAAGACGGGAAGAAAGGGCAAAAACAAGGCAGUUCGAAGAGAGAAAGAAUUCGACUAAAACACGAAAGGAGAAGGCCGAGCGAUGAGUUCGGCGGGUUCGGGGGACCGUCGGCGGAGAAACGUGGAGGUGUAUUCGGUGGGUUCGGAGGGUCUGGUCGGAAGGGGGCCGGAAUGGACGCGGCGGCUAUUGUUGACAACGCGGAGGAGCCAGCCUUGAGGACGCUUGGUGUAAAGACACGGUCAGUCGGAACGAAUACACAGGAAUCGGAGAAAGCUCUGGAGUCCAGCUACAUGGAGCCCUGUCAGCCGGGAACCAGCGUCAAUCUAGAGGGUAUUGUGUGGCAUGAGACAGAGGAAGGAGUUCUGGUUGUGAACGUCACAUGGAGGAAACGGACCUACGUAGGCACGCUUUUGGACUGUACCAAGCACGACUGGGCUCCACCACGGUUUUGUGAAUCGCCAGUGAGUGACUCCGAAAUGCCUUGUGCGCGUGGACGUGGUAAACGGAUGCGACUGGCCAUUCCAGAUCAACCCAAUGUUGACCCAAGUCUCUCUAAGAUACGAGGAUUAACCCACAAGAGGCGCGGCGUGGGAAUCGGCAACAAAGGCAGACGAGGGAGCCUGAACCUCAGUGGCUGCAGAACUCCGGGAUACUACGCUGUAGAGGACAUCAAAUCCAAUCCACUUAUAUGUGGAAAGAGAAAAAGCAAAGCCCCUGCCGAUCUGGAUUUAAGCUUGGUCUCAGAGGACAUUAGAAACGGGAAUGGGAAAAGGAUACGAGCCAAAUCUAGGAGUGCUCCUUCCACACCUCAAGGUAAAUCUGACCCGGUGUUUCUUGAUCAAGUGUGUGCAUCUCCAAUGCUAAUAGACUGUCCACAUCCGAACUGCAACAAAAAGUACAAACACAUAAAUGGACUCCGUUACCACCAAUCACAUGCUCAUCUGAACAACGACAGCAAACAAGAGUUUGAGGUGGAGAGUGAGGACAGACUUUCAGAUUUUGAUGAAACGAUCAACUCUGUACCUUUUGAAUCCUCCGAGAACAUUGUGUCUAAGAAGCCUAGAGGCAUGUGUAAACUCAAUGCAGUCAGUUCUCCGAAGAGCAGGAAAGCACUGAUUAGCAAUGAUAGCAGUUCUGUAGCCAAUGCAAAACUACGGCAGAAUGUGGCAAAUAAAGAUGCAUCCAUAGAUGAUCUAAGCAACCUCCCGCUCAUUUCCAACAUGUCUGUUGUCCUUGAGAACUGCCUCAUGACGGAUCGUAACACAUCCGUGGAAAUGCCCAAACUUGAAGCUGAAGGUGCGAUUGAUAAAAGAGACAUCUGUAGCAAAAUUAAAAAGGAAAGUGGGUUUGCUGAGAGAUGUUCAGGAAAGUCUAGAAAUAACAGACUUGUCAAUGCUGCUCCUGCUCCUCCGAAGCUAACCGUUAUCCCACCGGCUGCGUUUUCAACUAAAACAACUGAAGUUUCUUCUCAUCAGGCGACUCCAACUGUUUCCCUCACAAAAGCCAAGAACCUCUCGCUGAAACCCAUUAAGCCAAAGCUAGAUGUAAUUGCACAAGUCAACAUGUCCAACACUACCGUAGUGCUGAGCAAAGACAGUAAGAGGAAAGAAAAGCACAGAUUAAAGGACAGAAAUGGCAAAGAUCCACGGAGUCCCAAAAGUGAUCCAAUAUACCAAAAAAUGGAGGAUACAAAAAGCAUCAGUAAGGAAUUUCCGGUGAGCCUCUUGAAGGAGCACUUGAGCAAGCAAGAUGUUCUGAAUGGUCCAAGUGAAACUCAAGAAAGCCGCAUGGCGAGUAUCCGAGCUGAAGCUGACAAGGUGUACACGUUUUCAGACAAUGCCCCGAGUCCAUCAAUCGGCAGUUCUGCAAGAAUAGACUGCGGCACUCUUACUAACGGAGAUGGAGCGACUACUAAAACAAACAGCCCUGCAUACUCCGACAUAUCCGAUGCCACAGAGGACGGUGGAUCAAACUCGAGAUCUAGACGGAACUCAACACAAGAAUCAAAUGGCAAUCCCAAAAUACCAUCAAUAAGCACUGCACCAACAGUGAACCCAGGUAAAGACAUCCAAUCUCAUGGUCAUGCCUACGAAUCUCAUUGCGUACCCGGAUUCAUGCACUCAAGCCAAGCCAGUUCCACUCCGUUCCACAAGGUGGCUUCACCUUACAGUCGAACAAAGGAUGAGUUGAGAGAUUUAGAUGAGGAUAUGAAAAGCCCAGAAUCUUCUAGCCAGCUUCAGUACGCUGAAACACACACCGCGCUGGCUCAAUCCUUGUACUAUGGACAGUACAGUCGCAAUGUCGCCAUGGACCAGAAGAUGUUGAUGAUGCCUGGCUCCCACAGACCGCUCACUGAAGCGUGCUGCGAGGAAAUGCAGUAUAGUAAACAAAGCCGAGGUCAAGUUAGACGCGGAUCUGAGCAAAAAGACCGAACAAAGGAAGAGCAAAAGCAAUUUAUAAGCUCUCCUCAGGCGAGUCAUAAGGCGGCGAACUCUGUUAAGAUUAACUGUGCGAAACCUGGCUUCAUCUAUGUGGAGUUGGACAAGCAGAUGUCGUUUCAGCAACAGGGGCGGCCAAAAGAGCAAGCAUCCCUCAAGGAAUCUGAAGACCUCAGUUUGGAGAGUUCAAACUCAAAAUCAAAUGUGGACACAAAUGUAACAUUUCUGAAUGCUUCAGAAUCUCAGUCCUGGAGCCACUCUUAUCAGUCCAAAUAUGUGAAGCAGCAAAAUCACGAGGUCAACAAGAUCUCUGAGGAAUUGAGUCUCAGUCCAGAAAAGGGGAAAGACUGGCACAUAGAGCCCGAGUCCCGGCUGGAGGCUGAACUAAAGUGUGAGACGAUUGCUGACGGUCCCGAAGAAAGCACCCGGCCGGAAGGAGACGAAACAUCAGGCGAGACGUCUGAAGACUCCACACGAACUGCAGCAGCAUCACCUCAGCCAUCUUUCCUCCAGUUUCAACACUCUUAUCCAUAUUUACACCUGUGCGAGACGGGCAGCAAUGCAUACAGAGUGAUGUCUCCAGCUCUGGUGCACAAUUACCCAGGUUUCCAUUACCCUUUGUAUGGAAAAACAGCAGGGAGGGAGGAUUCGGAAGGGGCUCAAAGCAGUAAACCGGUGACAGAUUCGACAGCAUUAGAGCUUCUGUCACAUCCACUCCUGCCUUAUCAUGGCAAAUCUCCUGUUCCUGGAGAAAGAGGAUCUCCAGAACAGGAGCGCGAGUCUGAGCGGGAGAGAGAAUCGGCUCCAUUCAGCCGACACCUUCAGGCACAUCACCUGACGCACCUGGGCAUGAGCUACACACUGGUGUCUGGACAAUACGACCCCUUCCAAGGUUUGAGUUCUGCGGCACUGGUUGGAAACCAGCAAGUGACGACAACACAGACCUGCUCCAGUGAAAAUGACGGGAAGAUGUGAGAUGCUUCACAAGGAUUCACAGACAUCAAUUCCAUGGUGUUUCUCAUCGCCUCCAUAUGGAGGCAGCGACUAAUUUCAUUUUAAACCAAUGAAUGUACUUAUCGAGGAAGACCAAUCAGAAAGAAGCCUGAUGAUAAACAUUUGGUCCCUGUAAAUCGUUGGAUUUUGCCUGUAAAUGGCUACAUCUAGCUGUUUGUAUGCACUUAUAUCGUUGUGUAACCAUACUAUUGAAUGUAUUUGCUAUUUCAUCACCUCUGUGGUAAAGGACGGUUUGCAAUAGAUUAUAAGUGACUGUAAAGUGGCUCGCUCUGACUUAUUAACAUGAAUACACUGUUAUUAACAGCCAUUAAUCUAUUGUAUCGUAUAAAGUGGAUGUUAAUCGACAGUUCAUCUCAGUGCCAUACUGUAUUAUCGUGAUGUAUAUAGUUGUACAUACUUUAACGAAGCUCACUGGCGACUAUAAUUAGCUUAUGUACCUUUGUAUUGACUCAGUGCAAUGUAUGGUUGUCUACCACUUCACCGACAUGGCAGACGUAGCCCUUCGUUACUUCAGUAGUAAUGCAUAAUUAAAUAUGUUUACAAGUGGUGUUCUGGACAGAGGUCAGUGGUGUCGGUCGGUCGAGUUGCGUCAUUAGGUUUUUUUCUUGAUGUCUGCUAUAUCAUCAAUCUGCAAUUGCUUUUUAUACUGUCUCUGCCUUAACAUGUUUGGCAAUCCAAAUAAAAA
Danio aesculapii is the source of this 4598-nucleotide messenger RNA. It is a transcript of the gene znf608, whose product is annotated as zinc finger protein 608. The record is from RefSeq and is a predicted model, not a curated record. Gene Ontology annotation, biological process: regulation of transcription by RNA polymerase II. Gene Ontology annotation, cellular component: nucleus. Lineage: Eukaryota; Metazoa; Chordata; Actinopteri; Cypriniformes; Danionidae.